GAAAAUUUGUGCAAACAAAAAAUAUUCGGUAAACCGCUUAUAAGCUCUCUACCACACAGAGCGAGAAUCAUUGGGCAUCGGCUACUCUUGGAGAGUACACGUAGAGAACAAUUUUUGAUUUUUUUUCCGGGGAAUAAAACGUUCUUGAAAUUUAUUACUAAAAUGACACAACAAGGUUCUCCGUUCGAUUCCAAUGCAAUGACAUUGACCCGUUUUGUUUUGGCCGAACAAAAGAAAUUCAAACAUGCUACGGGAGAUUUAUCACAACUGUUGAAUUGUAUUCAAACGGCUGUAAAGGCCGUAAGUAGCGCUGUCCGAAAAGCCGGCAUUGCCCAAUUACAUGGCAUAUCUGGUGAUACCAAUGUUCAGGGUGAACAGGUCAAAAAGCUAGACAUUCUAUCAAAUGAACUGUUUAUAAACAUGUUGCAAUCGUCCUACACGACGUGCCUAUUGAUUUCAGAAGAGAAUGAGCACGUCAUUGAAAUCGAUGCUGAUAAACAGGGAAAAUAUAUUGUUUGCUUUGAUCCCCUAGAUGGAUCCUCGAAUAUUGAUUGUUUGGUGUCGAUCGGAAGUAUCUUCUCUAUUUACAGAAAAGUGUCCGAAGGUGAACCAACUGUACAAGAUGCACUCCAGCCGGGAAAUAAAAUGGUUGCAGCUGGUUAUGCGCUGUAUGGAUCGGCAACAAUGCUUGUUAUCGCAUUGGGUGAAGGAACCGGUGUGAAUGGAUUCACAUACGAUCCAAGUAUCGGUGAAUUCAUUUUGACUGAUAUCAACAUGCGAAUUCCACAACAAGGCAAAAUCUAUUCGAUCAAUGAAGGGUAUCAAUACAUGUGGGACGAUUCCAUUAGAAAAUAUGUCGAAGCGAAAAAAGAUCCAGCCAAGGGAAAACCGUAUGGUGCUCGUUAUGUCGGCUCAAUGGUGGCCGAUGUACAUCGUACCAUCAAAUAUGGUGGUAUUUUCCUGUACCCAGCAACGUCACAAAGUCCCAAUGGAAAAUUGCGUCUGUUGUACGAGGGAAAUCCAAUGGCGUACAUCAUUGAGCAAGCCGGUGGAAAAGCCAGCACGGGAACACAACGAAUUUUGGACGUGGUUCCAGAAUCAAUUCAUCAGCGUUGCCCAGUCUUUUUGGGUUCGUCGAAUGAUGUCGACGAAGUUUUAAGCUACGUUAAUAAUUAGGCGAAAAAUACUGGAGAGUGAAAUGAAUUUUUAAUAAAAAAUUUUUUAGAAUAAA
Messenger RNA from Sitodiplosis mosellana (orange wheat blossom midge), 1231 nucleotides. It is a transcript of the gene fbp, whose product is annotated as fructose-1,6-bisphosphatase 1. Gene Ontology annotation, cellular component: cytosol; cytoplasm. Gene Ontology annotation, biological process: gluconeogenesis; sucrose biosynthetic process; fructose 6-phosphate metabolic process. Gene Ontology annotation, molecular function: fructose 1,6-bisphosphate 1-phosphatase activity. Lineage: Eukaryota; Metazoa; Arthropoda; Insecta; Diptera; Cecidomyiidae. Bases 163 to 1176 code for a protein of 337 amino acids. The transcript is spliced from 4 exons. The record is from RefSeq and is a predicted model, not a curated record.